AACCUCAAACUGUUUCUUCUUCUUCUCCUCUUCUUCCUUGGACCUUUUCACAAAGUUUCAGGGACAGGAGUUCUUGUUUUGUCUGCAACUUCAAGCUCUACUAAGCUAUGGCUGUCACCAAGAUUUAUAUAGUGUACUAUUCCUUGCACGGCCAUGUCGAGACAAUGGCACGAGAGAUUCUCCGAGGAGCAAACUCUGUUCCAGACGUGGAAGCAACACUCUGGCAAGUGCCAGAGACAUUACCGGAGAAAAUACUGGAGAAAGUGAAGGCCGUUCCAAGACCGGACGAUGUGGCGGAUAUUCGACCAGAACAACUGGCGGAAGCCGACGGAUUCAUGUUUGGCUUUCCUUCUAGGUUUGGAGUGAUGGCAUCACAGGUUAUGACUUUCUUUGACAAUACAAAUGAUCUCUGGACUACACAGGCUCUCGCUGGGAAACCCGCGGGAAUCUUCUGGAGUACGGGUUUCCACGGUGGAGGCCAAGAACUAACUGCGUUGACGGCAGUGACAAAACUGGCUCAUCACGGGAUGAUAUUUGUACCGGUAGGAUACACAUUCGGUAAAGGCAUGUACGAGAUGGGAGAGGUGAAAGGUGGUUCGCCGUAUGGCUCAGGGACUUAUGCAGCUGAUGGAUCACGCGAGCCAACAGAGCUGGAGAUUCAGCAGGCAAAUUACCAUGGCAAGUACUUUGCAGGAAUAGCCAAGAAACUCAAGAAACGGCCUCCUGUCUAAAGUCUAAAACAAAUCAACUCUGUGUUUCAUA
Molecule: messenger RNA, 762 nt
Organism: Arabidopsis arenosa
Lineage: Eukaryota; Viridiplantae; Streptophyta; Magnoliopsida; Brassicales; Brassicaceae
Source: the annotation of a GenBank genome assembly